Molecule: messenger RNA, 1671 nt
Organism: Penicillium atrosanguineum
Lineage: Eukaryota; Fungi; Ascomycota; Eurotiomycetes; Eurotiales; Aspergillaceae
Product: putative amino acid permease
Exons: 5
Coding region: 1-1671 (556 amino acids)
Biological process (GO): amino acid transmembrane transport
Cellular component (GO): membrane
Molecular function (GO): amino acid transmembrane transporter activity
Source: RefSeq, a predicted model, not a curated record
AUGUCUCAUCCCCGCCGAAGAGUGCGAUUCUCGGAUGACCCCCAACUGCAAAUAGACGCCGAAGCACAGCCUUCGCCAGUGACUGCACAAAUACCCUCAGCUCCCUCAGCUCCUCCGGCUACUUCAACUUCCCAAUGCGACCUCGCUACGGGAUUCAAUGAUAUCUACGAGGGAUUGAAACCGCGGCAGGUCGCCGUUAUCACGGUGGGAACUGCCAUCGGAACGGGCCUGAUGAUUGGAACGGGAAGAGCGUUGUCAAUGAGCGGCCCGGCGGCCAUCACGAUUUCGUAUACCGUCGUCGGAUUCGCUGUCUACUUGGUACUUUCUGCGCUGGGCGAGGUUGUCGCUUGGUUGCCUAGGCCUUGUACUGUUGCGGACCAGGCUGUGCGGUUCUGUGAUCCGGCGCUGGGGUUCAGCUUGGGCUGGAUAUAUUGGCUUAAAUAUGCCCUCGUUACACCAAGUCAAUUGACGGCCGCGGCUUUGUUGAUUUCAUACUGGUUGGACCCUGAGCGAGUCAAUCCUGGUGUUUGGAUAACAGUCUUCCUUUUGACGAUUACCGUGCUGAACUACCUCCAUCAUGGACUCGCGAGUCAAGUUGAGUUCUAUGUGUCGUCAUUCAAGCUCUUGGUCAUGUUCGCACUCAUGAUUCUCUCGCUCGUCAUCGCUCUUGGGGGAGGUCCAGAUCGAGACAUGCGCGGGUUUCGAUAUUGGAAGGAUCCGGGUGCCUUUGCGAGUCGAUACAAUAACAGCCUCGUUGAGAAUCUCAUCUUGACUUGCGGGACAAUGUCCUCGGCCGCUUUUGUGUACAUUGGGAGCGAACGGGCCGGCAUCCUGCCACAGUCUCUGAAUAUGCGGAAAGCGAUCUCUCGUUCCACCAAGCACAUUUUCUACCGGACUCUGGUCAUUCAUCUGCUUGCGGUCAUCUUGCUUGGGAUGCUCGUCCCCCACGACUCGGCCUCUUUAUCUUUCCACUACAAGGCUACCAAGAGUGCAGCAGCAUCGCCGUUUGUGGCGGCACUUUACUUGGCCGGCAUUCCCGUACUCCCGGAUGUUCUGAACGCAUUCAUAUUGCUGUUUGUUCUGUCCAUUGCGAACUACGAUCUCUGGCUAGCUACCAAAGCCAUGUGUGAUCUAGCUGCCAAGCGCCGGGCGCCCGUAUUCCUAUCACGGCUUAACAAAAGAGGCGUUCCUAUCUAUGCAUUGGCAGUGUGCUCUUCUGUGGCGACCCUUGCCUACCUCAAUGUGCCUCAGGAUGCGGCCCUCAUGUUCAGAUACUUCACGGAUACCGUCACGAUGCUCGGUCUGCUCACGUGGAUGUCAAUACUGUUUACCCAUAUAUCGUUUGUUCGAGCACGAAGGGCACAAGGUAUUGAAGAUCAUACCCUUCUCUACCAAGCCCGCUUUGGCCUCCCAGGAACCUGGCUGGCCAUAGCCCUGUGUCUGUUUAUUUCCGCGACCAUGAUCUUCGGGUCCUUUCCCUUUGAUUCGGGGCAGAUAAAAUUCGACUAUCAGUCUUUUGUGGCCUGUUAUAUCGGAAUCCCCAUUUACCUUUUCUUGUACAUUGGCUACAAGGUAGUUAGGAAGAGCAAACGAGUCGUCCCGGCUGAGGCGGACCUGUGGACAGACAAACAAGAAACUUCACUCGAGUUGCCGGGGGCCCGACAGGAAUAA